This is a messenger RNA of Aspergillus brunneoviolaceus CBS 621.78, 1620 nucleotides long. RefSeq lists its product as uncharacterized. The record is from RefSeq and is a predicted model, not a curated record. The transcript has 3 exons. NCBI's taxonomy places the organism in Eukaryota, Fungi, Ascomycota, Eurotiomycetes, Eurotiales, Aspergillaceae. The coding region runs from base 455 to 1270 and encodes 271 amino acids.
AUGAAAUUAAAAUAAAAAUAAAAGGAUAAUAGUCUUAGGAGCACGGACUAACACGGUUAUCGCAACGGUUCAAUCGAACCGUCACUGACGGACUACUUUCAUUCGGACCCGGGGCUUAGCAGGCAUAAGCUACAGACCUGUUCGCCAGCUGAUCGACCCAUGGCUUUAUUUUGUUUUAAAUACUGAUUGCCUCCUGCACAUCUCUCAUGAUUCCCGAAAGCAAAGGCUGUGAAACUUCUAAGGCUCAUUGCUAUUACCUGCGCGACAGUACGCGACUAUAUAGUUGACCUUAUAUCCUCUCUCUCCCUUCAGUUGCCAUUGAGAGCAACACCACCACAUACUUUGCGCCUGGCGUACCGGUAGCUUUAUACAUCUCUCUUCCCAAUGCCCAGCAUGCAUCGUUCCUCCAACUACUCCUAUCCUCAAUCCUCCAGCUCGAGAAGUUCAUCGAAUCAUGCUUCCAGCAGCGCCUUCAGUCCCAAUGCCAACCCUAAUGAAGAUUGGACCAAGAUCUCCGAUCUUGCGGAGAGGCGCCGGAUACAGAAUCGAAUCGCGCAGAGAAACUAUCAAGUUAAAGCGCCGCUUGGAAGAUCUAGAGAAGAGAGCGGCGACAGCCUCGACGUCGCCUGAAAGAACUCUCGAGCGAUCAGAACCACCGAAGGCGGUACCUACGGCCAAGUCAGGUCGUAGCCGACAGAGUCGGGCGUCCAAAUCCAGUCAGAACACCACAAGCCACUCGCCCAGUGAGCGAGGCUCGUCCUACGACGGUUACUCCACUUCGGAUGAUCGAGGGUCAAUGUUUUCUCACCAAUGUACCCGUCAGCUUUCGGCAUCACCACCCCCAGUAUUUUCAUACCCAUCCUACUCGCAUUUGGACCCGUAUGGUCACUCGAGCUACGGUCAACCGCCGUCAUAUCACUCGAUUGGAAGCAGCUACCAUGAUCUGCCCUACCACAACGAAUACAAUACUCACCUGCCUUCGAUCCUUCCCGUCGCCAUCUCAGCCACUGGACCAUCGAAAAAGCCUCAUUCGUAUGCCGACGAUGAGAUUGUUAGUCCGUUCAGUAUGAGUUAUGCCUCCAUGGCGGGCAUUGAUCUCUGUCCAACACCACAACACCUACCUGAGACCAAUAUCCCUAUGCCACCCUUGUCUUCAGCCCAUAGCGAUGGUCACUCCUCACCGUCGACCCCAGCAGAGCCUUCGCUGGGGACAGGGCCCCUCACACCCGAGUCGGGUCCGUGCUCUCCCCACAUGUAUCCUUUCCUAUGACUGUGCGACUAUAAAGUCUUUCCCCUGCUGGGCUUUCUUUAUAUCCUCUUGCCUUCCAUUUCUCAUGUUUACAAACUAUAACGACUGCAAUGAUGCAUUAUUGGUAUUCGGGCUUCAGGCGGCUCUACAACUUCUGUUUUCAAAUAUAUGGUGUCCCCAGGCCCCUCCUUCCAGAGCCUGCUUGAUUGAUUGCUUAGAAUAGUUCUCGUUGAUUUGUCUUUUGUGUGUGUUUUAUCCGAAAGACGGAGAGUUCAAUCCACAUUCUCCAAGGGGUGAAUGCUCGACUAGGCUUCGAGGGAUCAGUCAAAGAGUGUCUCUUUUGUUAUGGAUCUUGGACGCAGAUAGAGGCA